This is a messenger RNA of Aspergillus mulundensis, 1668 nucleotides long. RefSeq names its product PLP-dependent transferase. Gene Ontology annotation, molecular function: L-2-aminoadipate:2-oxoglutarate transaminase activity; aromatic-amino-acid:2-oxoglutarate transaminase activity. Bases 1 to 1668 code for a protein of 555 amino acids. Gene Ontology annotation, biological process: L-tyrosine biosynthetic process; aromatic amino acid catabolic process. The record is from RefSeq and is a predicted model, not a curated record. The transcript is spliced from 3 exons. Lineage: Eukaryota; Fungi; Ascomycota; Eurotiomycetes; Eurotiales; Aspergillaceae.
AUGGGCAGCAUUGGAACAGGUCCGGUGGACCUCUCCCACCACAUCAAUCGGAAGAGCAAGGCUCGCCAUCCGUCGCCAUUGAAAGAUAUCAUCAAGUUUAUGGGCCAGGAUGGGAUGAUUAGUCUGGCUGGAGGCCUCCCCCAUCCCUCGCUCUUCCCCCUCCACGGGGCAAGAUUCGACUGUCUUCCUCCGUCAUCGUCAAUGCCAGACGUUGACAACGGCGAUCUAGCUGAUGAUCUGAUAUCCCUCACGCUCGGUCGGGGUUCGAACCCGGGUGACCUUGAUCUGACCCAGUUCCUGCAAUACGGUACCACCCCGCCUUCGCAUCCGAAAUCAGACGAGUCUAACUGUGCUAUAUCAGGCUCCGGCACAGGAAACAAACAACUUCUAACCCUCUGCAAAGAGCUAACGGACGUCGUGCACUCCCCACCCUGCGAAUACGAAUGCCUCCUGCACCCGGGCAAUACAAACGCCUGGGCCAAGGUCGUAGGCAUGCUCUGCGAGGACGACGACUUCGUUCUCGUGGAAGAGUACACCUACCCGUCUGCGCAGGCGCUCUGGAUUCCACUGGGUGUGAGGGCUGUCCCUGUUUCCGCGGAUGCCCAGGGAAUUUCGGCGAGCGUGCUUAGGGAUACGCUUGCCGGUUGGGAUGGGGAGGCUAGGGGGGCGAGGAGGCCGAGGGUGCUGUACCUUGUCGCCGUGGGUUCCAACCCAACAGGCCUCUCCAUCUCAACGGAACGAAGGAAGGAGAUAUACGAUGUCUGCGUUGAGUUCGGUACGCACCCUAAACCCCAGGCCUCUGUCCCCAACCGCCCUAACGAGUCAAUAGACAUCAUCCUCGUCGAAGACGACCCCUACUACUUCCUCCAAUACCCCUCCUACAACCCUUCCCACACCACCCAAGAAUUCACCCCCCUCUCCACACCCACCUUCCUACAAACCCUAACCCCCUCCUUCCUCUCCCUCGACACGCAAGGCCGCGUAAUCCGGCUCGAAUCUUUCUCCAAAACCCUCUUCCCCGGCCUACGACUAGGCUAUUUCAUCGCAAACCCCCUCUUCACCGAACGUCUCCUGCGCGCCACAGAAGUCGAAACGCAGGACCCCGCCGGCCUAAGCCAAGCAUUCAUCCUGGCCCUGCUGAGGAAAUGGGGCGUUGACGGGUAUCUGCAGUGGCUGCAGCGCCUGCAAGAGGAGUACCGCGUUCGACGGGAUUGGCUGGUGCGUGCGUUCUACAAGUCCUUCGUCGUCCUUCCAGCGGCGGAAUCACCGCUCCCCAACGCUGAGGGGUUCGUUGCGUGUCUUGAGUCCGCCACCGGCCUAAAGCCCGUCUUCAGCUUCAUUGACCCGGAAGCCGGGAUGUUCGUGUGGUCGAAGUGGUACUUUUCCGGCGUGAAACGGUUCAGCGUGCUCUCGUCUGAUUCUGGAAAUGUCGACCCCGAGCAGAUGUUCGCGACGGAGCUCUGGGAGGCGCUGGCGGCUGAGCUGGUUUUGCUGACGCCCGGCUCGUACUAUCACCCGUGGCAGGGGGGUGAUAAGGUUAGCACGAGGGAGAGGGGGGCGGAGGAGGGCACGGCGCAUUUCAGGUUCUCGUUUGCGACGCCGACGGAGGAGCAGAUUGGGCUUGCGGUUGAGAGGGUGAGGAGGGUUGUUGAGAGGUUUUGGGUCUAG